AUGCGCUCCCAACCAUUUUUGCUACUACAAUGGUUCUCUAUCGCUGAAUUCGCGGCCGGGGAGGUGGAGAAUUUCAAAGAGUAUCAGAAAAAGGCUGUUGGAGAGUAUCUGCCCGCUCUGCCUUUACGAACUAAGGUCUUUGGCUCGAUAUUUCAAACCGCAUACUAUUUCAUCGACAUAUUUCUCGGCGCACCGCAUCCCCACGAGUUCUCGAUGAUCAUUGAUACGGGGAGUAGCACUCAAGGGCUGCCCUGUUCGAAUUGCCAAUCCUGCGGAUCGUCUCAUUGGGAGAAACCAUAUGAUAUCACAAAAUCGGAGUUUAACGAACGAAUACCUUGUGGCAACUGCACCACAUGUCGGUUAAAUACCGAUAAGGAUACCUUGCAGUCCCUUGCUUCCCCCUUGGUAUCGUAUGCGGAUGAUCCGAGUCAAUUUUCCAGCGAAGCCGCUAAGUUGCUUUUGGGAGACGCGGAUGCCAUGCAAUGCUUGUACAAUGUGCAUUAUGCAGAAGGCAGCAGACUACAAGGAUUAUUUUACAAUGACGUCAUGUGGAUGAACAUCGAUAAAGCUAAGAAUAAGGAUCCGACCAUCAUGCCCCCGGCGAGUGACGAAGAGCUUGACAAGUGUCCCGCAUUCCCCUUGGAGCCGGGACCAUCGUUGCCUAUCAUAGCUCCGGUUGGAUGUCAUAUCGAGGAAACACAUUUGUUCCACGACCAAAAAGCAUCGGGGAUCUUGGGAUUGGAGUUUUGGGGUACGCGGGGAAUUACGACUUUCCCCACAUCAAUAUUGAACAGCAUGAAAGCACUUUACCAAGGUUCGAAACGGGUAACAUGUUCUGACAACGUGCAGGCGGUUGCUGAAGGCGAUGAUUUCCGCUACGAAUUUGCUUUGUGUCUAUCGCCCAAAGGAGGCAGCAUGAGCUUUGGGGGACCGAACUCUGCGUACCACGCCAAGGCGGCUAAGCGGACGACACUCCCGUUGCUAGCGCAUGCUUGGAAGUCGCAGUCGUACACGGUGGGACUGACCCACAUCCAUGUGAUGAAGAACGCCACACUGUCUCCGGUUCUGCACUCGCCCGAGUACUUUGCGCUCCAGAAAAAUGACUCCAUGUGGAUCGACGUACCCCUCCACCACCCGGCGCAGGUGACCCAAUCGGACAAAAAGGUGGUCGCCAUCGUGCCGACUUUGGUGGACAGCGGGACCACAUUGACGUAUCUGCCGCCGCGGCUUUUUGGCGAGAUCCUGUUCCACAUAGAGAACCGGGUCGCUGUUAACACGGGCAUUCGGGACCGACAGCGGUAUCAGACGCGCAGCCUAGGCCGUGUGAGUCCGGAGUCGCUGUUCAGUGCGCCCGACACGACGGUAGUGCUGCGGGAAAGGUUCAUGAGUGAAAAGGAGCGCGGCGACCAGCUCGAGUUUAUCCCCGUGGCCACGGCCGCGGUAUCCACGGGCCCGAAGCGUCUCAUUCGCGUGUCCGCCGUCGACUCGCCGGCCAGCACCGCUGACCGACGAUUGCGGGCACAGAUCCGCAACGAGCUGGCGCGGCGGCUCCCACAGCCCGGGCGGCGACUGUCGGAGAGCCGGCCGACUUGGUACGCGGUGCUCGAACCCAGUCCCGACCCACUGCACGAACCGCUCGACGCCCUCGUUGGUUUUUUGGACGUGCCCGAGAGCAUGGAGGGGGCGGCACCGCGCGCACUAAUCUCCAAGCUGGACGGCUACAACAACGGCGAGUGCUGGUGGCUGCAGGACAAAAACAAAGACCUGCCGCUGUUCCCCAUGUUGCAGUUCACCUUUUCCAACGGGCAUACGCUUCAUUGGCACCCGCUGAGUUACAUGUACAGCGGGAGCAACCAGCACUUCUGGUGUCUCGCCAUCAUGACGGACGCCGGCCGCGCACCCCCUGGCGAGGAGCAGCUCGACUCGGAAGCCAUCUUCGGCUCCAACUCCUUCAUCUACCACGACGUCAUCUUCCGCCUCAGCAGCCCGCCCGCCCUCGACCACGAAAACGCGGACGACCUCGCCCACGCGCCCCAAGGCAAGCCCCACGAUUACACCGUCCACCCCUCCGCCACCGUGGAGGUCAUCGAAGCUGACUGCCCCCUCGUCCCCAUCGACAAGGCCAGCCGUCGCGCCUAG
Messenger RNA from Gregarina niphandrodes, 2139 nucleotides. RefSeq names its product putative aspartyl protease. Bases 1 to 2139 code for a protein of 712 amino acids. The transcript has 2 exons. Gene Ontology annotation, molecular function: aspartic-type endopeptidase activity. Lineage: Eukaryota; Apicomplexa; Conoidasida; Eugregarinorida; Gregarinidae. The record is from RefSeq and is a predicted model, not a curated record. Gene Ontology annotation, biological process: proteolysis.